This is a messenger RNA of Stegodyphus dumicola, 1589 nucleotides long. RefSeq lists its product as uncharacterized. Lineage: Eukaryota; Metazoa; Arthropoda; Arachnida; Araneae; Eresidae. The record is from RefSeq and is a predicted model, not a curated record.
CGACCACAUUAUGACAUCAAGUUCAUAUCUGAUGAAAGACCUUGGUGAGCUUAAACCAGAACCUUGUGCCAAAUGUGAAACUGCAGUAAAGGGGCACAGAAUAUACUGGACCAGGAACAAAAAAGUCUAUCAUGAAGAAUGCUUCUGUGAAAUAUAUCAAGAGUUGAGAAAUCAACAUUUAUUAAGAUGGAACAGAAGCAUACAGAACAGGCUGCAAGACACUACCAGUACACAAAUGAAUAAAUAUUCACGUAUUUGUUCCAGAGUUUCAACAGAAGAAGCAAAACAGUCAAACAGCAAAAUACAGCCAGCUCAACAAUUUAAAGAAUUACAAUUUGCUGAAGAAUUAAGGAUGCGUGAAGAACCUAUUCAUAAAGAACCAACUGUGAAAAGAAGAAGGUAUGAAAAGAGAACUUAAUUCCAUCACUAAUCUGUCCUAUACAAUGCCCAGUGAGAAGGCAUUCUUUUAACCCAAAAUAUGUAGACUUGCAAAGCAAAAGUACGUUAGCCAUUAUAAAGAAUAUCCUAAAGCUUGUAAAAGAUCUAAAGAAUGCAACCCCUUCUCCUUCAUAACACAGAACUUCAACCUCCUUUCAAAUACCGCAACAAAAGAAACUAAUAAGGAUGAAAAAUCUUCAUACUCUAAAAGGAAAAUCGCAUGCAUUGUACAGAGCUCAUAAGAACCUACUAACGACUUCCUCUUUCCCUAAAUUGCAAAAAUUUCAAAUCCCCAAUCACAGCUUCAUCUGAAAAUUCAACUGAAGUACUUGAAUUGAAUCAAAGAGCCCAUACAAGUUCUCUGGCUUUAUGAUCACAAACACUAUAUACUACCUUAAGAUUUACUUAUUCUGUGUGCUGGUUCUCAAUGAAUAAGACCUGCUUUGCAUAGCAUUUAAGAAUCGCAUAGAGACCAGCAAAUGAACUGCUUUGCAUAGCAUUCGAGAGCAAAAUGACUUGCUUUGCAUAACCAUAAAGCUAUUUCCUCUAUCCUUGCGUCAAUGGAAUAUGGAUCUUAACAUCCUAAACAUGAAUGAUUUUAAGAAUUGGUAAAUUUUCAACUCAAACUUACAAAAAUUCUGGGGAAAAUAUAAAAAAAAGCUUAAAAUCAAAGAUAUCCCAUUAAGUUCAUUAAAUAUGAUUUCAUACAUUUGAAAUUUUGUUUUGCAAUAUAAAGCCAUGUUUAAGUGUACACAAAAAAGGAUAAGACCAAAAUGUUCAUUAUAUGUGAGGGUUCAUUAAAAGGCAAGUUUGUUACAGACUUUGACUGUAAUUUAUAUAGAAAAGAAUUGUACAGUAAUAAGACAAAUCAGUUCCAAAUCGAUGUAGUUCAAAAUGUAAAUUUGAUUUUAUUGCCCUCCAACAUAUCUCUACAUGUUUUGCAUAUUUAUUUUUUCCCUAGCACUGCCAGGGCUUGGGCAGAAGACUCCUCUGCAAUCAGCAGGAUCAAUGACCAAGUAUAUAACAUCAUGCAAUUGUGAACAGUGGACUCAAUGGAUCAAAUUUGAGUGAAAAUGGAAAUUGCAUUUUAUUAUUAUGUUCACCUUACUGUCUUUAACAUAUUUUGAAAAUAAAUUCUUUUCAUUAUUACA